Molecule: messenger RNA, 801 nt
Organism: Fomitopsis serialis
Lineage: Eukaryota; Fungi; Basidiomycota; Agaricomycetes; Polyporales; Fomitopsidaceae
Exons: 5
Coding region: 112-663 (183 amino acids)
Source: RefSeq, a predicted model, not a curated record
UCGAGUGGCGCUGUGGCGUCGCUGUCCUUGUCAUUCAGCUUGCCAAUUGACCCCCCUGCGUCCACUCUAUGCCACUCUUGCACCACUGAGGACAUUAUAUAUUUAAAGCUGAUGGACGCGACAGGGCUCGUCUCUCUUCUUCUCCUACUCUCGCACCGACCGGUCGAGUCCGCACCUGCCUGGCACUGCCUAUGGACCGUGACGUUGGGAUAUGCGCACCUUGGGCCAUGGAGGAGACAUCGGUGUAACGGCACUCUAACAAGAAAUGGUACUCGGCGAACCACGCUUCGUGUUCGGCUACUUACAUAUGGCGGACGAGAGCGCUGUACGUCGUGGUCAUCACGAAGUCUGAAAGUAUUUGAAGCCCGACUACGAGUUAAUAGAUCAAUGAGGGCAGGAGGAGGAUCUACAAUGUUAGGCGACCAUGGGGAUAACAUGUGCAACUUCAAGGAGUACUUCAAGGCCCAGGCAAUGCACGCGCAUACAUAUUUCCGUGUCAAUGAACAUACGCGCAACGAACUUACACAAUCACUGUGCUGGACGACGGCACUGAGCUUUUUGUCAGAAGAGAGAUGUGUGCAUGUGCAUGUAUGCGGCUCCACUGGAGACUCGGAGUACUGCCUACAAGGAGCGCGGCUUAUACGGCUGGAUCGAUAUGCGUAGUCGGCGAUGGAUACAAUUUAUGACCACGAUUCAGAAGAUCGAGCAGGAUGUUAAAUGGCCGUGAGUGACUUUCUGGUCGCCUCUUCAUACUCACCCGGGCUUCAUUUCGGCGAGCUUGUGUCCUCUCGUCGAGCCGUC